CUGCACUUGCCACAACCACAAACGUCAAACGUCAACUUGUCAAAUACCCUAACCUAAUUAUGUGACAAAAAAUAAUAAUAAAUAAAGAGGAAAUAACAAUAAUAAACCAUAAAAUGGACAAACCAGCUGACCUCGACGGUAAAUACCAAAAACUAGCCGCAGAAUAUUCAAAAGUGAGAUCACAAGCGACAGUACUCAAAAAAGCGCUUUUAGACGAGCAGGCAAAAAACAAUGAAUUAAAGGACACGGUAAAAAAGCACGAGCAGAAAGUACGGAAACAUGAUCAAGAAAUGGAAAGUCUGACUUUUCGAAAUGAGCAACUCACAAAACGGAUUUCGGUUUUACAGCAGGAACUCCAAGUGAACAGUCAUGCAAAGAAAAGCAAAAAUAAAAAUGCAGAAAGUAUAAUUCAGUCUGAUACAAGUGUCUUGAAUGAAGAAUUUCAUAAAAAAAUUCUCGAAAAUGCGGAACUAGUCAGCAGUAUGGCUGAUAAAGACUACGAACUAAGCGACUGCAAGGAGCGGAUAGCGUGGUUAGAGAAAAAAUUAAAUAAUGUUGAAAAGGAACUUCAAGAAAAAGAAUCAAAAUAUUUGGAUGAAAUAACAAAACUCAAGAAAGGCAAAUUUGAAGCUGAGAAAAAAUUAGAAGAAGUCCAGCGUGCAGAUUUAUUGAACCAUGAAGUUCCAUUAAAUAAACCCAGUGAUGAGCAAAAGGAAAUAAUUUUUUGGAAAGAAGAGGCAGAGAGGUGGCGUUCAGAAUGUGAGGUGCUUCGGUCUAAACCUCAGUCAAAUGAACAGUUAACAGAAUAUUAUGAAUCUCAAUUAAGAGAAAUAUUGGAGACAAAACAAGCAGCUGUGGCAGAAACUAAGACCUUAUGGGGCGAAAAUGUAGCCUUAUAUUCACAAUUAGACCAUCUAUUAGUGGUAAAUAAGGACCUAGAAAAUAGUUUGGAGAAAAGUAAUGAAGAGCUAUUAACUACUAUAGAAAAUUAUAAAAGUCAACUAGAUGCAAUGACUGAACAUUUAGCCGCCCAAAAUGAUAAAAUUACAAAGCAGUGUGAUGAAAUUCAAGCACUGAAACAUAAAAUUGCAAGUAAAAAAUGAGCAAUUCCUAAGUAAAUAUAAAAAUAAUUUAUAUUAUGAACACUGUAUAAAAUGUAAGGAAAAUGCAAUUUAUUUAAGCUAGUUAUAUUUAUUUACAUAUUUGCAAAAAAGUUAAUAAACAAUGCACAAUAAAA
Messenger RNA from Zophobas morio, 1237 nucleotides. RefSeq names its product protein phosphatase 1 regulatory subunit 21. The transcript has 4 exons. Gene Ontology annotation, cellular component: membrane; early endosome. The record is from RefSeq and is a predicted model, not a curated record. NCBI's taxonomy places the organism in Eukaryota, Metazoa, Arthropoda, Insecta, Coleoptera, Tenebrionidae. The coding region runs from base 114 to 1103 and encodes 329 amino acids.